GAAAGAGAUCCAUUCAACUUCAACCAUUAAAAAAGGUAGCUACCCCUUCAACGAAAACCUUUCUACAUACCUCCUUCCUUUAGUUACUUUAAUUAAUUUAUUCAUCGUACCUACCAACUCCCACGAAGAAAGCGCAUAGAAAUAUUUCACCUCUCCCUUCCUUCCUUAUCCUAUUGGAACCAUUACAAUCUGUAAAUUAUGGCCAAUUCUGUAAGUUGACAAACCAUUUCAAACAUAAUCCUGGGCCUUACAUUCUCUUUUCCACCUUCUCUACCGUCUCAACAGUCGAAAAAUGACUCUGGCAAGCUCUUUGGUUGGCGGGAAACGUCUCAGUCACUCUUCUCUUUUCCACAAGUUUCCAGCACAUCCAAAGCUAACAGAUCCAAUGUUUCAGCAACGACUCCCUCCACAACAACCCAGCUAUAAUCAAGCUUAUAUGCCAAAUGGUGCUGUAGCAGGUCAUACUGGUAUUCCACCUGGAGCUACUCCUUUACUCCCAAAUAACGGUAGAAUCAUACAAACUGGAGGCGUGAGAGUUCUGUGCGUGGCAGACGUACGAGGUGAGCUUGACCUGGAGAUUUGACUUUUCAGGCAACGCUGACAACUCGAAAGGAAAUUUAAGAUCACUUAACGAACUCGCAAAGCAAGCACGCGCGGAUCACAUUAUUCAUACUGGAGAUUUCGGUUUCUAUGAUGACACCUCUCUGGAUCGCAUUGCUGAAAAGUGAGCUCUACAAGUUGUUCAGCACCUUGGUCACCCCACUGACAAAUUUAAAUAGGACCCUCAAACAUGUCGCCCAAUAUUCUCCACUCAUUUCAGAAGCUACAAAAAAAGCAAUCGCAUCACCAGGCGGGCCAGUAAAGUCAAGAUUUAGUCCUGGCGAUCUCCCACUUUCCGAGUUACCACAAUUCCUAAAUGGCAGUCUUAAGCUUGAUGUACCAGUCUACACAGUCUGGGGUGCAUGCGAGGAUGUGCGAGUUCUUGAAAAGUUCAGAUCGGGCGAAUACAAGGUUGAUAAACUUCACAUCAUUGAUGAAGCACGCUCAAUGCUUUUGGAAAUUGGAGGUGUUAAGUUGAGACUUCUAGGUCUCGGCGGCGCAGUUGUCAUGCACAAACUUUUUGACAAUGGCGAAGGUAGAACCACAAUUGCUGGUGGGCAAGGAACCAUGUGGACUACACUUCUUCAAAUGGGCGAGUUGGUAGAUACAGCCAAUCGUGUAUACGACCCCACCGAAACCCGCGUAUUCAUCACCCAUGCAUCUCCAGCUCGCGAAGGUAUUUUGAAUCAGCUUUCAGUAACCCUCAAGGCCGACUUCUCGAUAUCCGCUGGAUUACAUUUCAGAUAUGGAAGCUCUUACAAUGAAUUCAGUGUCAAUCCUACCUUGGACCAUUAUCGGGGCAAGCUCGCUGCAUCCAAAGCUUCCUUCAAUGACGUAUGGGAGACUGUCAAGAGCGAGGUUCAACCGGCCAUUUCUCAAAAUGAAGCCCAACAAAACCUUCUUAACAAUGCCCUUGGCAUAGUAGAGAAGAUGCCAAGCACCGCACAUGGAGGCAACCCAUUCGGCGGCCCUGUUGGUGGUUCUAAUGCCGCUACUUUAGGUCAAGUCGAUGAGAGCGCAUUCAAAAAUAUGUGGAACUUCAACUUGGCUGAUGCUGCCUUUGGAUGGUUAGUUUUGGAAGUACAAGAUGGUCGCAUUGGUACUGAAAUGCGAGCCCAAGGAUUCAACUUCGCUCACCGAGGUGCGAAACAGCAUCCGGGCCAUCAACAGCAGCAAGCUCAAGCUCCUGCUACCGGCUCUGGAACACCUGGAUCAAGCCAAAACCUUGUAUCGUCAGCACCGCCUACUGGUCCAGCUCAGCGUUCACCUGCCGCACAACCUCCAGCGCAACCAUAUGUUCAACGCGGACAAAAUCAACAACAGACCAGGCCCCCACCGGCUGGUCCUGAACGUACGGCAGAGUCUCCAGCUCCAUUCCAAGCCAAGCCCGCUACACCACAACCGGCCCAAAACAACGUUGUCAAUCUUCCAUCUGCCAAGGAGAAUGAGAAAACUACUGCGACUACAAAUGGCGCAGAAAACUCGUCCCCAGCAGCCAAGCCUUCAGCUGAACAAAUUAUUGGUCUCUUCGUUAUGAACGUGACCUCCGAAGAUCAUGUUCGAGAGUUGUUCCAUGACGAUGAUAAGGCGAAGAUCAUUAGGAUCGAUAAAUGGGGUACAUCGAACAAGGUUGCUGUCUUCAAGACAACUCAGGAGAGAGAUGAUGCUCUAGGCCGUCUACCUUCAGAGGUAACACAACGUAGCAGUGAGGACCGUUCAAGGCCUUUGGUGAAGCUAUUCCAGGUUAGAGAUAAUAGUAAGUCAUACUCUUCGAGCCGUGGAGGUGCCGGCAGCUGGGGAAGCAGCAGGGGUGGCAACAGCAGUGCCCCUCGAGGGGGUUACGGAAGUGGAGGUGCAAGCGACAGUGAAGGUGGUCGCGGUGGGCGAGGAAGUCGAGGUGGAUCUACCCGUGGACGAGGAAGUGAUAGAGGUAGAGGAGGACGCGGCGGACGAGGUGGCUUCAACAAGGAAGGUGGAGCAUCUCCUGCUCAGGCUUCAGCAACACCAGCAGGAGCUGAUUCUUGAUCAACCAAAAUACUCGACAUCAUACACCAAUGAUCUUCAUUACUUUCUUACACCAAAAAGUCAUUUCUCCUACAGUAAAUCUUCUUAAUGGUCACUCAUUGUGAACAGAAGAUAUCUGUCUUGACAGAGGCUCGGCCAUAUUAGUAUUUCGGCUUUUUUUUUCGUCCUCAUACAAAAAAUAUUUAAGGUACCGGAGUGGAGUUUAAACGUUUGCUUAUACUUCACGUUUCAUACCUUGUUUUUAUGUGCAGGCGAUGAUUGCUACUAGUUCGUUUUAUUUCCUUCGCAUCUGUACUUUUGAUACGGGUAGCUUUGAGUCGCAUCACAUCAUCUAUCUCAUUAUGGAAUGAGAUAAUCGAAACGAAUCGAAUGAAUAGCGUUGCACAUGUAUUCUAGUUUUUACCUCAAUUCCAAUAGGGGAAAACGAGAGAAUGGGAAGUUGGUGGUUGCAGAGUGUCAGAACGAGGGUAGUUGUCAAAUGAUUGCAGAAGCAUAGAAAAUACCAAUAAAUUUUUAGUAAAUG
Molecule: messenger RNA, 3148 nt
Organism: Sclerotinia trifoliorum
Lineage: Eukaryota; Fungi; Ascomycota; Leotiomycetes; Helotiales; Sclerotiniaceae
Source: the annotation of a GenBank genome assembly